AUGCAACCUCCUCCUGGUUAAUACGGACCUCCAAUGUAGCCAUAAAUUCACCAGCAUGAACCUUUGCCUCCUUUUCCUAAUUAUCCUCCACCAACUCCUUCUCAUAAUUAACAAAUAGCUCCACCAAUAUAGAUAAAGCAGUAGAUUUAUGGAGCCCCUAGUAUUGGACCUUAAAAUAAUUUGAUGACACCUAACCCUCAUCAAUAAAUUGGGUUGAAUCAAGAAGAAUACAAUCACAAUUCCCCACAUUUCAAUCCUCAACCAGCACAUUAGAAUCCCCUUAAUUUCAAUAUAAAUCCAAACCAAUUAGCCGAGGUAGAAAAAUAAAUAAAAUCUCCAAUAUCUAAUAAUAACAAUAUUAACAAUGGAUAAUAAUAAAAUCCUCCUCACUAAAAUAACAAUUCUAGCAGUAAAAAAAAGAGAGACAAACUAAAGCCAGACAAUGAAAAAAAGCCAAUGACUCCAUACUUUCUCUUUCAUUUAUAAAUGAGUAGGGAAUUGAAAACCAAACACAAAGACUUAAAGUAAGCAGAAAUGGGAAAAGUAAUAUCUGAGCUUUGGAAAAAUUUGAGAGACUUUGAGAAAGAAGCAUGGAGACAAUCUGCAGUCAAGAGAGCAGAAGAACUUGGAUAAUCAGUAAACUAUGAGUACUUGAAAACUGUGGAUUGUAGUUAUAAGAAAAAACCAAAAAGUGGAAUGAACAACAUUGUGGGCAAUAGAUAAGAAAUAAAUGAAAAUCCAGAGUUGUAAUAAUCAAACUCUGCUAUCAGUGAAGAUAAUAAUUGA
Molecule: messenger RNA, 786 nt
Organism: Stylonychia lemnae
Lineage: Eukaryota; Ciliophora; Spirotrichea; Sporadotrichida; Oxytrichidae
Source: the annotation of a GenBank genome assembly